Molecule: messenger RNA, 648 nt
Organism: Ogataea polymorpha
Lineage: Eukaryota; Fungi; Ascomycota; Pichiomycetes; Pichiales; Pichiaceae
Exons: 2
Coding region: 1-648 (215 amino acids)
Biological process (GO): regulation of DNA-templated transcription
Molecular function (GO): DNA-binding transcription factor activity, RNA polymerase II-specific; zinc ion binding
Source: RefSeq, a predicted model, not a curated record
AUGUUGAUGCCAAUUAGUUGUGUUGAGUGCCGGAGGCGCAAAGUCAAGUGCAACAAGCAGGUACCUUGCAACCAGUGUUUAGUACGGAAUCGACAGUGUUCUUAUCCAGAAAAGUUCCGCUCCAUUCGCGUUGAUCAAUUCAUAAUAGAUGCUCCAGAAGAUGAGAAAGCAGACUCGCUCAGCUCAGGUUUAGUGUCGCCUACCAGUGGCACUGUCAAGUCUGAGCCUCCGGCCAUUCCUGCGAAACGAGGACCCGAAGAUGAUCCUGCGAUAGUCGGAGACGCAGGAAACGACAAGGACGAGAUAAUACAAAACUUGCGGAAAGACAACGAAGCAUUGAAACUCAAAAUCAAAGAGCUCAAGCUGAAGUACAAACGUGAUAAACUGAAAGAGUACGAUGAGGACAAUGCUGCAGAGGAUUCAGGGAAUUCCAAGCCGGCCGGCCCCAUGUACUAUGGGCCUAAUUCGACACGGUUUAUGAUUUCGAGAGCUCUAUCCAACGCAGAUGUCGGAGAGUUUGACGAUUUUAUUAAUGUCAAGAGGCAAAUGAAGCAGAAACGACAGCUACCAAUUCUAUACCAGGAACUUGAAAUCAGGCAUUCAGGUGGAAACUACCACCAGUCUGCGUGCUUACAUUCUGGAGUGUGA